UUAUCAAAACUAAUUGAAGCUUUAAAGCAGUUAAAUCAAAAGAAAAUUUCAAAAAUCAAAAACUUUAAAAAAUUAAAACAUUCAAAAUGCGUUUCACAUUCUUCAUUGUUGCCCUUUUUGCAUUCAUCGCAUUGGCAUUCGCUACUCCAAUUGAUGACGAAAAUCAAACUGAUUUAAAAAUUGGGGAUGAAAAAUUAGUAUGUGUAUUAUCAAAAUGCAACGAAUAUUGUCGAUUAAUAAGAUACACUUAUGGUAAAUGCACAAUUUUUGGGAAUUGUGCUUGUUACUUGCAAAAGUAAAUUGUUUUCGCUGUGCUGGAUUAUAAAUAUGUAAAUCAAAUAUCUUUAAUAAUUUGUUAAUAAAAAAUAAUGAAAAUUGUUGCAACAUUAAAUUUUUUUAUUAAUUUCUUACAUUUACAUAUCUAGUCUCUAAGAUUAUUUGCAGCUAGUUUUUAGAAUAUUAUUUAUAAAAUCAGGAAUAAUAACAUUAAGUUAAUAAGUUAAAGAAUAUAUUGAUAUUUUGUAUCAGUUGUGGCAACGACAAGUACUUCCAUCACAGUUUCCUGUUCGCCAGUUCGCAAGCCAGCAAUCUAAGGCACAUCUAGUUGAAUUGCAUCUUGCUCGUUGUGGAACAAUUACUUCCAAAG
This is a messenger RNA of Chironomus riparius, 646 nucleotides long. Lineage: Eukaryota; Metazoa; Arthropoda; Insecta; Diptera; Chironomidae. The record is from the annotation of a GenBank genome assembly.